Adineta ricciae is the source of this 225-nucleotide messenger RNA. NCBI's taxonomy places the organism in Eukaryota, Metazoa, Rotifera, Eurotatoria, Adinetida, Adinetidae. The record is from the annotation of a GenBank genome assembly.
AUGAAUCACGAUUGUGCACGUGUACAACAAACACAAUUCUGUCAGCAUUUUCUCGUUCUCUGGCAUAUGGUGAACCUUGAACUACCACCUUCGUCAUUGUAUUUACUGAUUAUUAAUUCGAUUUCUGUAUGUACAGCGUUGAUGAUGAUGAUGUUAUUUCAUUUCAGUGAACAAGUGAAGACAAGUGCAUACGAUCACAUAAAAAAGUUGUGGAUCGGUUAUUGA